CCUUUUGGACCCUACAAUGAGGCUUUGGAACAGGCCUUGUGGCAGAACGCCAACUCCGUGCAUGUGAUGAUCUCACGCGACUAUUCCGUAGAUCGCAGUGAAUGUGCAAUGGAGGAGACAAACUCGGCCUUUGAACAACGCUUCAGAGAGGUCAUUUCUCUCACUGACUCUUUUCAUCGUCGCAGUGCCCCAGUCGAUUCCACUUCUCUGAAGUUUCCUCUUCGCCCGCGUCUGUUCCACUCGGAUGAAGGCGCGGAAUGGAGCCUCCUGACAGACAUUGCCUGGGCACCUCAGGGAGCCCUGGAUCCCACCGUUGAGGUGUCUCUAACUGACCCCCAACCUCCCUCCAAUACUUUCGGCUCCCCCACAUUUUUUGAUGGCGAAGACGGCAGAAGUCGGUACGAGGCCUUCUUAGCCGCCUACCGCGCAGUGUACAAGUUCCAUCGAAGGGGCAUUCACUUUCACGUGCAGUAUCGCGACGUGCAUGAAGGCGUAGUGGAAGGAGGUGACUCUGGCUACCUCCUUUGGCCCUACACGGAGUCCUACUUACGAACCGUGCCUCCUGAGGACGAUCUAAACGCCUGGGGAGACGGUUUUAACGAGUCUUGGGUGCACGUUCUUCCUCCUCAUACACGACCAGGUCAACUGAUUGUGGAUACCGGGAACGUCUCAAUGCUGGCUUCAAUGGAGGCUAGAUUGGGUCAAAGGAAACGACGCUGGGACUCGGAAGGCUCUCAUGAGGCACCCAUUGUAGCGGAAGCAAAAGUGUCACGUUCAGAAGUCGGAGACGGUGGUGAUGGUGGGCUGUGA
Molecule: messenger RNA, 810 nt
Organism: Hydatigera taeniaeformis
Lineage: Eukaryota; Metazoa; Platyhelminthes; Cestoda; Cyclophyllidea; Taeniidae
Source: the annotation of a GenBank genome assembly